CCGGCGCCGCCCGCCCUGCCCAGCCCGGCCCUUCCCCGGCUCCCAGCCCGCCCGCCCGCCCGCCGCUGCUUCACCGGCGCGGGCGGCCGCCACGCGAGCUGCGGCCUCCGCCCAGGCGGGGGGCGUCGGCGCUGGGCCCGCCAUGGCCGCGUCCGAGCUCUACACCAAGUUUGCCAGGGUUUGGAUACCUGAUCCCGAGGAAGUGUGGAAGUCAGCAGAGUUGCUCAGAGAUUAUAAGCCUGGAGAUAAGGUGCUCCUGCUUCGCCUGGAGGAAGGGAAGGAUUUGGAAUACCGUCUAGAUCCUAACACCAAGGAACUGCCUCACUUACGGAACCCUGACAUACUUGUUGGAGAAAAUGACCUCACAGCCCUCAGCUAUCUUCACGAGCCUGCUGUGCUGCAUAAUCUCCGAGUUCGCUUCAUUGACUCCAAACUUAUUUAUACGUAUUGUGGAAUAGUCCUAGUAGCUAUAAAUCCCUAUGAACAGCUGCCUAUUUAUGGAGAAGACAUUAUUAAUGCCUACAGUGGCCAGAACAUGGGUGACAUGGAUCCUCACAUCUUCGCAGUAGCUGAAGAGGCUUAUAAACAAAUGGCAAGGGAUGAACGAAAUCAGUCCAUCAUUGUCAGCGGAGAGUCAGGUGCAGGAAAGACAGUCUCAGCUAAGUAUGCCAUGCGAUACUUUGCGACUGUAAGUGGUUCUGCCAGUGAGGCCAAUGUCGAGGAAAAGGUCUUGGCCUCCAACCCCAUCAUGGAGUCAAUUGGAAAUGCUAAGACAACCAGGAAUGACAAUAGCAGCCGGUUUGGGAAAUACAUUGAAAUUGGUUUUGAUAAGAGAUAUCGAAUCAUCGGUGCCAAUAUGAGAACUUACCUUUUAGAGAAAUCCAGAGUGGUGUUCCAGGCAGAAGAGGAGAGAAACUACCAUAUCUUCUAUCAACUCUGUGCUUCAGCAAAGUUACCUGAGUUUAAAAUGCUGCGAUUAGGGAAUGCAGAUAGUUUUCAUUACACGAAGCAAGGAGGCAGCCCUAUGAUCGAAGGAGUGGACGACGCGAAGGAGAUGGCGCACACCAGACAGGCCUGCACUCUGCUUGGAAUUAGUGAAUCUUACCAAAUGGGAAUUUUUCGAAUACUCGCUGGCAUCCUUCAUUUAGGCAAUGUCGGAUUUGCAUCUCGAGAUUCAGACAGCUGCACAAUACCUCCCAAGCACGAGCCUCUUAUCAUCUUCUGUGACCUCAUGGGAGUGGCUUAUGAAGAGAUGUCUCACUGGCUCUGCCACCGAAAGCUGGCUACUGCCACAGAGACAUACAUCAAGCCCGUCUCCAAGCUGCAGGCUACAAAUGCCCGAGAUGCUUUAGCAAAGCACAUCUAUGCAAAGCUCUUUAAUUGGAUUGUGGAUCACGUCAAUCAGGCUCUCCACUCUGCUGUCAAGCAGCACUCUUUCAUUGGCGUCCUCGACAUUUAUGGAUUUGAAACAUUUGAGAUAAAUAGUUUUGAACAGUUCUGCAUAAAUUAUGCAAAUGAAAAACUACAGCAACAAUUCAACAUGCAUGUCUUCAAAUUGGAGCAGGAGGAAUAUAUGAAGGAACAAAUUCCUUGGACACUGAUAGACUUUUAUGAUAAUCAGCCUUGCAUCAAUCUUAUAGAAUCUAAACUGGGCAUUCUAGAUUUGCUGGAUGAGGAGUGUAAGAUGCCUAAAGGCACAGAUGACACAUGGGCCCAAAAAUUAUACAACACACAUUUGAACAAAUGUGCCCUCUUUGAGAAGCCCCGCAUGUCAAACAAAGCUUUCAUCAUCAAACAUUUUGCUGACAAAGUGGAGUACCAGUGUGAAGGCUUUCUUGAAAAGAAUAAAGACACUGUUUUUGAAGAACAAAUUAAAGUCCUUAAAUCAAGCAAGUUCAAGAUGCUACCAGAACUAUUUCAAGAUGAUGAGAAGGCCAUCAGUCCCACCUCUGCCACCUCUUCAGGGCGUACGCCUCUCACCCGAGUUCCGGUGAAGCCCACCAAAGGCCAACCUGGCCAGACGGCCAAAGAGCACAAGAAAACUGUGGGACAUCAGUUUCGAAACUCCCUCCACCUGCUUAUGGAGACCCUUAACGCCACUACUCCUCACUACGUGCGCUGUAUUAAGCCUAAUGAUUUCAAGUUUCCAUUCACAUUUGAUGAGAAGAGGGCAGUGCAGCAGCUGAGAGCAUGUGGUGUCCUGGAGACCAUCCGAAUCAGCGCAGCAGGCUUUCCCUCACGGUGGACUUACCAAGAGUUUUUCAGCCGGUACCGGGUCCUAAUGAAGCAAAAAGAUGUGCUGGGAGAUAGGAAGCAAACAUGCAAGAAUGUAUUAGAGAAGCUGAUAUUGGACAAAGACAAAUACCAGUUUGGUAAGACAAAAAUCUUUUUCCGUGCUGGUCAAGUGGCCUAUCUGGAAAAACUAAGGGCUGACAAACUGAGGGCUGCCUGCAUCCGGAUCCAGAAGACCAUUCGUGGGUGGCUGCUAAGGAAGAAAUACCUGUGCAUGCAGAGGGCAGCCAUCACCGUGCAGCGAUAUGUGCGGGGCUAUCAGGCUCGAUGCUAUGCUAAGUUUCUGCGCAGAACCAAGGCAGCAACCACCAUUCAGAAGUACUGGCGCAUGUAUGUGGUCCGCAGGAAGUAUAAGAUCAGACGAGCUGCCACUAUUGUUCUUCAGUCUUAUUUGAGAGGCUACUUGGCAAGAAAUAGGUAUCGCAAGAUACUCCGCGAGCACAAAGCAGUCAUCAUUCAGAAACGUGUCCGUGGCUGGCUGGCUCGUACACAUUACAAGAGGACCAUGCAGGCCAUCAUCUACCUUCAGUGUUGCUUCCGGCGGAUGAUGGCCAAGCGCGAGCUGAAGAAACUGAAAAUCGAGGCUCGCUCAGUGGAACGCUACAAGAAGCUCCAUAUUGGCAUGGAAAACAAGAUCAUGCAGCUGCAGCGCAAAGUGGAUGAACAGAAUAAAGACUACAAAUGCCUCAUGGAGAAACUGACCAAUCUGGAAGGAGUAUACAACUCUGAGACCGAGAAACUACGAAAUGAUGUAGAACGUCUUCAGCUAAGUGAGGAGGAAGCUAAGGUUGCCACUGGGCGGGUCCUUAGUCUGCAGGAAGAAAUUGCCAAACUCCGCAAAGACCUAGAGCAAACUCGGUCAGAGAAAAAAACCAUCGAAGAACGAGCGGAUAAGUACAAACAAGAAACUGAGCAGCUGGUGUCAAACUUGAAGGAAGAAAACACUUUGCUGAAGCAGGAAAAGGAGACCCUCAAUCACCGCAUUGUGGAGCAGGCAAAGGAGAUGACAGAAACGAUGGAGAAAAAGUUAGUAGAAGAGACAAAACAACUGGAGCUUGACCUGAAUGAUGAAAGGCUAAGGUACCAGAACCUUCUCAAUGAGUUCAGUCGCCUGGAGGAGCGCUACGAUGACCUCAAGGAAGAGAUGACCCUGAUGCUGAACGUUCCUAAGCCAGGACACAAGAGAACAGACUCUACUCACAGCAGUAAUGAGUCUGAAUACACCUUCAGCUCUGAAUUCGCAGAAACUGAAGACAUUGCACCAAGGACAGAGGAGCCAAGUGAGAAGAAGGUGCCUCUGGAUAUGUCAUUGUUCCUUAAGCUCCAGAAGCGUGUCACAGAGCUGGAACAGGAGAAGCAGUUGAUGCAGGAUGAGCUGGACCGAAAGGAGGAGCAGGUGUUCCGCAGCAAGGCGAAGGAAGAAGAAAGACCACAAAUUAGAGGUGCAGAACUGGAAUAUGAGUCCCUCAAGCGUCAAGAACUGGAGUCAGAAAACAAAAAACUGAAAAAUGAGCUGAAUGAGUUACGAAAAGCCCUCAGUGAGAAAAGUGCCCCGGAAGUGACUGCACCGGGUGCUCCUGCCUACCGUGUCCUCAUGGAACAACUGACCUCCGUGAGCGAGGAGCUCGAUGUCCGCAAGGAGGAAGUCCUCAUCUUACGGUCUCAGCUGGUGAGCCAGAAAGAAGCCAUCCAACCCAAGAAUACAAUGACAGAUUCCACAAUACUUCUGGAAGAUGUACAGAAAAUGAAAGACAAAGGUGAAAUAGCACAAGCAUAUAUUGGUUUGAAAGAAACAAACAGAUCAUCUGCUAUGGAUUACCAGGAGUUGAAUGAGGAUGGAGAGCUCUGGCUGGUUUAUGAAGGGUUAAAACAAGCCAACAGGCUCUUGGAAUCCCAGCUACAGUCGCAAAAGAGGAGCCAUGAGAAUGAGGCCGAGGCCCUCCGAGGGGAGAUCCAGAGCCUGAAGGAAGAAAACAACCGGCAACAGCAGCUGCUGGCCCAGAACCUGCAGCUGCCCCCGGAGGCCCGCAUUGAGGCCAGCCUGCAGCAUGAGAUCACCCGGCUGACCAAUGAAAACUUGUAUUUUGAGGAAUUAUAUGCAGAUGACCCUAAGAAGUAUCAAUCAUAUCGGAUUUCACUUUACAAAAGGAUGAUUGAUCUGAUGGAACAACUUGAAAAGCAGGAUAAAACUGUCCGAAAACUGAAGAAACAACUGAAAGUCUUUGCCAAGAAAAUUGGUGAACUAGAAGUGGGUCAGAUGGAGAACAUAUCUCCAGGACAGAUCAUCGAUGAGCCCAUCCGGCCGGUCAACAUUCCCCGGAAAGAAAAGGAUUUCCAAGGAAUGCUGGAGUACAAAAGGGAGGAUGAGCAGAAGCUUGUUAAGAACCUGAUUCUAGAACUGAAGCCACGUGGUGUGGCUGUCAAUCUGAUUCCAGGGUUACCAGCAUAUAUCUUGUUUAUGUGUGUGCGACAUGCCGACUACCUGAACGAUGAUCAGAAAGUGAGAUCAUUGCUGACAUCAACAAUUAACAGCAUCAAAAAAGUCUUGAAGAAAAGAGGUGACGAUUUUGAAACUGUCUCCUUCUGGCUCUCUAACACAUGCCGAUUUUUGCACUGUUUGAAGCAAUACAGUGGAGAAGAGGGCUUCAUGAAACACAACACGUCUCGCCAGAACGAACACUGCCUCACCAAUUUUGACCUUGCUGAAUAUCGGCAAGUGCUGAGCGACUUGGCCAUCCAGAUCUACCAGCAGCUUGUAAGGGUGUUGGAGAACAUCCUGCAGCCAAUGAUUGUCUCAGGCAUGUUAGAGCAUGAAACAAUCCAGGGUGUAUCCGGAGUGAAGCCCACGGGCCUCAGAAAGCGAACGUCCAGUAUCGCAGACGAGGGCACCUACACGCUGGACUCCAUCCUGCGGCAGCUCAACUCCUUCCACUCAGUCAUGUGCCAGCACGGCAUGGACCCCGAGCUAAUCAAGCAGGUGGUCAAGCAGAUGUUCUACAUCGUGGGCGCCAUCACCCUGAACAACCUCCUCCUGCGCAAAGACAUGUGCUCCUGGAGCAAAGGCAUGCAGAUCAGGUACAAUGUCAGUCAACUGGAGGAAUGGCUGCGUGACAAGAAUCUGAUGAACAGUGGGGCCAAAGAGACGCUGGAGCCUCUUAUUCAGGCCGCUCAGCUUUUGCAAGUGAAAAAGAAAACUGAUGAUGAUGCAGAAGCCAUAUGCUCCAUGUGCAACGCCCUGACCACUGCCCAGAUCGUCAAGGUGUUGAAUCUGUACACACCCGUCAAUGAGUUUGAAGAAAGGGUCUCUGUUUCAUUUAUCCGUACUAUACAGAUGCGGUUACGAGACAGAAAAGACUCUCCACAGCUACUCAUGGAUGCUAAACAUAUCUUUCCUGUCACUUUUCCCUUUAACCCAUCCUCCCUGGCCCUAGAAACCAUCCAGAUCCCGGCCAGCCUGGGCCUGGGCUUCAUUGCACGGGUUUAAAGUGCUGUCCAGGCAUACAUAGAAAAUGCAAUUCUCUUCCGAAUAUGAACAGUUUCCAGAGAGCUACUGAAAAUACAUUUUUAAAGAAGUACUGAUUGUCUUUAAAAGAAGAUGUCAUUAACUGGAAAUCUCCCUAGAAUCCUUUUGCUUGGGAAGAGACUCCUUAUGUUGUGUUACCUUAAAUCAACAUUCAUUGAUCAGUUGGGAAUCCUGAAUUUAUACACAGCUGAAUGAUGGUAGGGAGGAAUGAAAGGAAGGGCAAAAAGUGUGUGUCUUCAGCUGACAGCAUCUAUUUUACAUCUUUAGUGCUGCAUUUAAGUGGCAUAUAGAAAUACAAUUCCAUACGUAUGAACUGUUGUUAACAAGGCACAAAGAACUGAAAGAAAAAUCACCACUGAAUACAUAUCAUAUCAGCUUAGGAGCCAAUCAUGUUGAUACUGUCAAACUGGAUCAAAAAAAUAAACUGGCAAUAUGUAAAGUAACUGGCCAAGUAACUUCCUUAUUUGUGUCACUAUGGCAUAGCGAUAUGAAAGAUGCUGGUUUGCUAGAUAGCAUAGAUGCCCUUUUGUACUGUAGCUUACUGAGCAUCUUAAAUUGCUGCUACAUGGUGUCUCCUGAUGUGAUAGUCUUACUAGGCACCACAUAAUAAGCUUCUGUUUUAUCCUCUCUGUUUACGAUUCAACCAGAUUAGUUCUAACUGGAUUAUAUGCAAUUAUCCACAGGCUCAUCUGCAGGAGUAGCAGACACUGGGAGAGUUGUGCAGUAAUAGGACAAGACGCUUGGUGUUAGGUGUAGAGCUAGACAGAGUGGCUGUUGAUGUCAUUGCUGACCAGGAUGUAUUGCUCGAUAUGCUAGUUAAUUCCAUCUGUGUGGAUAUUGCGUCAUGGGAUAGUGUUCUGUAAACUUGUUGUUUUUAGUUCCCAGAUCUGAUUCUUGCCAUGCAUAUGUUCAACCUUGACCAGUUUUCUUUUUAAUUUAUUACGUGUUAGUUAGCCUCAGUCACUAUCUAGAGAGGACUAUCAGAGUAUUUAUAAUUCAGACCUCGAAACUUUGAUUAUCCUGUAACUUAUUUAAAAAGGCAUAUAAUAAAUCAUUGUAAUUCAGGGGGGUUGGGUGUUGAAACCUCUAUAAAUUUUCUCAGAUACCAUUGGAUACUUUAAAAACAUCAUAUUAUAAAUACAUUAAGAAGAUUUAUGUAAGAAAUAUAAAAAGAUUAUUAAAUUUUAUAGAGGAUUUGGUUCAGUAAGACCCAGAUUCUGUAAGUUUUCAUUAUGAAAUUCUAAUUAAGUAUAUUCUCCAAUUUUUUCUGGAAAUCUUAUAUAAUAAAUCCUUCAGGUUGUAUAAGAGCAAAUUUUUAGCUUUCAUUCCUCUGGUUGUUAAUUACAGUCAUCAAUUUGUAUAACUUAACCUGUAAGAUGGUCUAUAACAGUGACAUUUAAGUAUGUGCAAUAUUAUUGAUGAGAGCUAAACAGUUUCAAGUCAGAGAUAAGUACUGUUAUUAAACAGCAAUUAUUGUUCAUUAUCUUCCUGGAGACUGAAUGUCCUUGUUUACAAAGUAAGAGGGUUGGACACCUGGUUGUUCCGGCCACUUCCCCAUUUACAGCUCCCUCAUGCUUGGUUCCUAGAGGAAGGGGCCAGUUAGUCCAUCCUGCUGAAAGCCCAGUGUUUAGUGCCUGUCAGUUCCCUAGGGUUGAUACGGUAAAUUACAACUUUGUGUAGCCACAACCUUUUCUUACUGUGCAUCAUUUAGGUACUUUAGAAUAUCCUAAUAUAUUUGUUUUAUUUGAAAGUUACUUAGUUUAAGUAAUUUUUGUUAUGUGAUGAACUGUUUUUUGUUUGGGGGAUUUUUUUUUUUUUUUUUUUUUUUUUUUUUUUUGUAGUGCUGGGAAUUGAACCCAGGGCCUCUUGUGUGUUAAAUAAGUACUCUAUCACUGAGCUACAGUCUCAACCUUUAUUCAGUUCUAAUACAUUUAUUUAUUUGCGGAAUCCUGAAACACUAAUUCAGCCAGCUUCAACUUUCCUGGGUUUUCAGUAUUGUUUCGGUGAACAGUUAGUGCUUGAAGCCAUUUCAUUAGUACUGAGUGUGUCAGAAAGCAGAGAGGGGUGGCGGGUGGAAGAGUUGCUAGGCAAACGGUCAUGUGUAGGCUGCCUUCCCUCAGCCCUGGCAGGCCUCCCACACCCUGCUCCCAGCUUAGUCCUGAGUAGGACGAUUGUCGCACACCGAGUCUUGUCUUCGAGAUCAUGCUGUCCCUGAAACCUUUUUUCCUACUUCAGGCAUUUGUGUCCUGCAGUUUCUAUCCAGCACUUUUUCUUAUUAUUUUCCUCUGCUGUCCAGAGCUGGAGCUCCAGUUCCAUAGCUUUUCCCACUCUGGUUUUUCCUGUUUCAGUGACAAUGGCUCAGUCUCUCUAUAACUCUAAGCUUCAACUCUUUCAAGCCUCUUCAGAACCUCAGAUGGGGAUCUGAGUUAUAGUCCUCAGAAGAAUACCUUAUAACCAGGGAACCUCAAGACCUGGUGAGUGAGCGUGUGCACUGCCUUGUCAAGGUGGCUCAGGUUUGUGCUCACCAGGUGUCCGUUAGGCUGAGGAAGGACCACUGGCCUCCACUCUCAUCCAUGCUCUCUCCCCUAGCCUCAGACACAUGCUCACCUUUCCCCUGCCUGUCCCCCUCCCCACGUCCCUCGACCUAGUCACAUCAGCGGAAUGGUUUUCUGUGACCCUAGCUGGCAUGCAUGGGACUGGACUUUUGGUGUCUGUGCACACACCCUCGCUGUUCUCACUUCUGUAACAUUAUCACGAAUCGGCUUGUCCAUAAUUCCAGUGUGACGUGCUUGUACUACAGAGAAGGAGCUCUUGAAAGACACCAGGGCAGCUCUUCCUUGCAGCAGCCCCUGCCCAGUAGCCACCGCUGUUCCUGCUGUAGAUGCAGCUCCCUCCCUUGGGAUCCGAGGUGAUCCCUACCCUUCCUGUAGCUUUUCUUAGCCCAAGGCCUGAGUCUGCCUUGGAGUAACUCAAAAUGGGGAAAGACAAACAUGAAACAAAAUGGCUCCUUUGGAAGCUUUGAACAUUGCAUAUCACCCGGCACAGCUUUGGAAAGCAAAGGUACAGAUGAUAACCCAAAGCCGAGUGGUAGGAGAUUGAGAUCUGUGCCAGUUCAGAUGACGUGCUUUGUUACUGGUCCAUUUCAGUAGAUAAAGAAAGAUUCCUUGUGAGCAAGUGUGUGUGAUACACUUAUUCAAUAGUGCAUACAGGAGCUGUCACAAUACUUAGGGUGUUGGUGUCUUGAUUAUUGUGAGAAAUCACUUUUCCGACAGUUCUAGGAAAAGAGCUACUGCCAUCCUGAGAAGCCCACAGAGUUCCCCCUCUCACACUCACAGUCACUAGUUGAGAGUUCUUCAGGAGGCAUAGUCAAGGGUCCUCUGGGUGACAGCAGCCUGGCAGGAGGGAGAGCAAAUGUCCGUGUGUGACGCUGCAUGGUCCUGUGGAAAGCAGUGCAGAAAUAGCACCCGUGUGUAUGUGCUUCUCGCCAGCACUCUUCCUCUGUUACCUCACUUCCUCACAGCCACAGGAGACUGCUCCCACAGUCUCUGUGGAUGGGAAUUUGGGACAAUGAUAUGGUCAGUGACUAGCUGCGGGUGCCACUGCCCUCUGGCAGUGAGGGCGGAGGCCGCCCUGUUCCUCCUGAUGCUGUGGGGUGCCCUGGGCUGGUAGGGGUGCUCUUCGUCUUUACUGGCGUGUGGAAACAGACAAAUGAAGAGCACCAACUCACUUGCUGGGCGGCCAGGGCACAGUGCUUACAGCGCCAGCUGUGACAGGCUCGCCUGUUGUCGGGAGCCAGUGCUCCCCAACAGGGGACUCUCAAGUUAGGGGCUGUCUGAGCUAAAAGGUCAGGAGGCAGUGAAAACCUCAGGCGUGAAGAGGCAAGGCAGGCCACUCUCCACACGCCUGAGGUUUCCCUGCGGGAGCCCCUGGCUAAGUGCACAGCCCACCGAGAGCUCUAUUCUAGGUACGCUCUGCUGCCCAGGGGAGCCCAGGACAGUGAGCACCUCCCUCCCUGGGGCUGUUUGCUGUAGGUGAGUCCGCGUAUGCUUGGAAGUGCCACAGCAUGCCACAGGAGGGAAAUUAGGCGCUGUGCUGUGGGCAUGCAUGCUUGAGGCCACAAGCAUUUUGUGGCAAGUGCUUUGUAAUUUGUUCUCAGGCUGUGCUGUGAGGGCCGCCUUAACCCUUGCCCCUUCCCUUUUAGAGCUGCCUUAAGUUCCCCAGAACUUGUCCUCAGUGAGGGAUAUUCUACCAUGUUUCUUGAGGUUUCGUAAGGAUUUGGAUUGGGUGCAGCUUCCAACCACUGAUUCCUUUCUCCCCUUCCUGCAUCUCCUGCCACCUCUGUACUGUCAUUCCCAAACGGAGAUUAACAUCUAUAAAGCAACCAAUGAAACGCUAGCUUUUAGAAUAUUUCUGGGUUAGAGCAGCUCCCUGUGACAGUAAGCGAAGAGCAUGCAUGGAAGCAGGACAGAAGUCAGAAUAUCCACGGGGGUCUUGCCUUUCACUGAUGCUUUCUAAUAAAGGCAAAAAUACAACUCUAAAAACUUUGUAUGGACAUCCUUUUAAAAUGUAAAGGUGCUCUACUGUAAAAGGCUGACUAAAAACAGGAAAAUAGCUGUAUUAAGUUCUGACCCAUUAUAGUACCUAAACUAACUUUAAAAUUAUAAUCAGUUUCUCCAUAGAUCAAAACCAAAAGAUGCCACGUCAAACAUCUCCCAAAUGCAUUUUAUAAUUUUUUUUUUUUAUAAUUUGGUCUAGCUAAAAAAAAAAAAAAAAACGUUCACUAGCUUAAUUUAGUGGGUAGAAUUAGACUCAUAACAUAUCUGAAGACAACUAACAUUUCCUUGGCACCGUGAUAUUGUUUGGAAUAUUUGGGAAAGUUUUAGGUUUGUUUUUUAAGGUUGAAAUUGUUGUGUAUAAUGCUUGGAAAAUUAAUGCGUUCCCAUGCGUUUUCCAGAGUCAGUGGUUUCUAAUGAUGUGUUGUUGUUACAUGUUAUAAAAUCUUAGCCUCUCUAAGUCAUGUGAGCCGUUAUUUUUUCCUACAAGUGAUUUCUCCUUUAAGUGUGAGUAUGUGUUGUGAUUUAUGAUCCCUGAUUAUGUUCUUCUUUGGGUUCCUGAGGAAAUACUGAUUUUCUUGUGUUCUUGGAAAUUUUCAGUUGUUCCAGCAGUAUUGCACAGAUGAGCUCAUGGCAUUUAACAUACUGUGUUUUUAUUUUAACUGUUUAUAACUUAUUGUGAAAAAGACCUGCCUUUGAAAUACAGUGAAAUGCAGCAUUGCAGUUUACAAAUCUUUUUCUUCCCUGGAUCUGGAGAAGGAACUUUCUUGAUCUACACAGUUAAUCUGUGCAAAGUGGUUAAGUAAGGAAGCAGAAAUGCUGAAAGGUGAGAGGUGCCACCAGGCCUUUCCGGAUCUGACUGAACCCUCUUCAGAGUAUCACACAGGAAAUCUUCUAGAAUGUUAAUGAUUCACCUCAUAUCAACGAAAGCCUUGGAAACAUGAGUUUUUCACUGGAUAUCACCUAAUGCUAAAAGAAAAGCCAAAACAAUAUCAGAAUGACAUUUUAUGCUCUAAAUUUGUAGCUGUCUAAUGUGCUUACUGUGUAUCUGUCAUUAGUGCUGUAUUCUCCUAGCUAUUGUAGAAAAUUGUUGAAAUAAAGAUAAGGACAUAAAGGA
Messenger RNA from Meriones unguiculatus (Mongolian gerbil), 11485 nucleotides. RefSeq names its product myosin VA (gene Myo5a). Bases 143 to 5776 code for a protein of 1877 amino acids. The transcript has 41 exons. Gene Ontology annotation, cellular component: cytoplasm; vesicle; actin cytoskeleton. The record is from RefSeq and is a predicted model, not a curated record. Lineage: Eukaryota; Metazoa; Chordata; Mammalia; Rodentia; Muridae. Gene Ontology annotation, molecular function: actin filament binding; ATP binding; microfilament motor activity. Gene Ontology annotation, biological process: vesicle transport along actin filament; actin filament organization.